Molecule: messenger RNA, 3009 nt
Organism: Notodromas monacha
Lineage: Eukaryota; Metazoa; Arthropoda; Ostracoda; Podocopida; Cyprididae
Source: the annotation of a GenBank genome assembly
AUGUUUUUAACCGGUAAAGGACUGUCGUCGCCGCAUUUAUCGGCUGGGAACCACUUGCCUGGUCAGCGAGAAAACUGCAUUGAUGGCGACCCGUCGAACGCGUUGCCCGUCUUCAUCUUCAUGGUGGCCCAAUUGCUGUUGGGUUGCGGGGGUUCGCCGUUGUUCACACUGGGCACCACGUACAUCGACGACCAUGUCAAGAAGGAGAGCUCUGCCAUGUACAUUGGAUUCAUGUUCAGUUUCGGAGCAUUUGGACCCGUGUGCGGAUUCCUGCUGGGGGCGUAUUUGCUGUCCUUCCACGCGGACUCGUACAUGAGCGACAUGAACGAUUUCCAGAAUGUCGAUGUGAGUGACCCAGGAUGGAUUGGGCUGUGGUGGGGAGGAUUCCUGGUCUGUGGGAUCCUUCUGAUGCUUGGGGCUCUGCCUUUCUUUGCCUUCCCAAAAGAACUCUGGGUGAACUUGACAGCUGCUUGCAACUUCGGAUGCGAAUGUUCAACUAAUGACGUGGAGCCUGUUUGUGGGAGAAAUGGAGUGACUUAUUUUUCCCCUUGUCACGCUGGAUGCACAUCUUUGUCUUCUCGCUACAAUUACAGUGAUUGUGCCUGCAUUCAAGCAGGAGUGAGCGGAAAUGUUACGGGAAUUGCGCCAACGGCGGCUGAUGUGACAGCGAUUCCGGUUGCCACAGCUGGUCCUUGUGCCCCAGUCUGCGACUCUGUCAUGGCGUUUCUCGUGUUGCUGUUCUUCAUGACAUUUGUGGUGGCCAUUACUCAGAUGCCGCUGCUCAUGAUUGUGCUGCGCUCUGUGGAUGAGGAAGAGCGCUCUUUUGCACUUGGCAUGCAGUUCCUGAGAUCAAAUGAAACCAAGCCAGUGCAUCUCCACAUAUGUACUGAUGGACAAAUCAGCACAGAAGAUGUCCACUACAGUGACUCACUAUUGGCCAAUGUGGAGUUUCAUACUGUGGAUGUGUGCAUAGAGCAGACUAGCCAUCUUGGAGUGGAUGUUUCAGUGGCUAUUCCAUUCUUGCGCAAUUCAAAGUACACUGUGACUGCAAAUGGAACUCUUGCAAUGCAGGGGAACUCAAAGAUUCCAUUGUAUCCCAUCAUCAAAACGUUGGAGGACUUUCUUCAUGUGAAGGAUGAAUUAUGGCAUAGAUAUUACCCCAAGUUUGUUGGACUUCAGCACCUUACUCCAGAAUUGCAGCACUUCAAGAGCUGGCUGAUUGCAACAAAGAAGGAAUGCAUCAAGGCAGCAGCCCCCAGGGGCAUUCACAAGUUACUAAGACUCUUACAAGAUGGGAAGGAGGAUGAGGCUGUGGAUAUUUUGAGGUUAGGAAAGCCAUGUGAUGACCCUAGCCCAGAGGAAAGCAUAGAAGCCCACUUUGCCCCUCUGGUUAACCUCACCAGUCAAAUAAAGUUCCCCUUGGCAACUUAUCUCAAGUACCCUGUCAGCAGGGUUGCCAGGAGACCAAAUGCAGAUUUUAUCCAAAAGGUUGACCUGUGGGGAGAUUUCAACACUGGUGAAAGCUUGGAGACACUAUGCAACAUCACAGGAGAGAUGGACAUUCCUGUUCUCAUGAUUAGAAAGUGUGAUGCAGGACUGUUUGAUAGUUUGGAACCUGCCUGUAUUGACUACAUGGUCACAAUGCCACUUAAUACUCUCCUGAGCUCCAAGGCUUGCAACAAGCUGGCAUCUAUACUGGAUUUUCCUAUUGGAUACAAGGCCUAUUUUCAAUGGGUGCAUACAGGUGGCCACAACACCUCACCUUACACCAGAGAAUCCAUUAUUGGUUGCAUCCCCAUCUCAUCCCAUCCAAAGCUGAUUGCAUAUUCAAACAACAUGAUCAGUCAUCUAUUUUGGGGAGGAAAGAAGGUGGGCACACCUGUUCUCUGGAUGUGGGUUCUGUACUUUGUCAUCCAAGAGCACAAGGCUUGUGAAUACCUCAGGUCAAGUCACCAGGACUUCAUCAAGGUCUUUCAGAAGGUCAUUGUCAAGAGAAGUUGUGAAGAAAUGACUAGACUAGGGAUGUCUGGCUUGGGAAACUUCCCUGCUACUCCAGUUCCUGUUAGUGUUGCUUGCUGGUAUGCUGUCAGAGGGUCAUCCCUAAUAUUUGCAGAAAAGAAGGUUCAACGUACUCAAGAGCGGCUUCUUCAGUUCAGCUCAAAGGAUGUGGAGCAAAGGGUGAAGAAUCUGAACCUGCUGAAGGUAAUUUUCAAUGCAGCCAAGUUUAACCUGGAAUAUGCAACAAAGCUGGUUCUGGCUGCUUCUCAUGAAACUCACCAGCUGACAAUGAAUGAUUCAUUCUAUUCUGUCAGCACUGAUGAAAACAGAUUCAUUGUGUAUGACACUUUGCUUUCACCAGAGAAGUCACCAGAUCCACACUUACCUAAGGUAUUUGCAGAUGCUCAACUCAGUUUGCAGCUCUUUCAAGGCUAUGUGAAGCCAGCAAUCACUGGGCCAGUCCCAUUUGCCAAGUUCACCAGGAUUCCCUUGCCAAUAAAUCUGCCAGCACUCCAGCCAGUAACAGAGAUUCAAGGAGGGCAAUACAGUUAUAUUAAGACACCAAGAGGAGAAUAUAUCUUUGCAGACUCAGCAAUUUGUCCAGCAACAAUGAGAUGUUACUCACAAGACCCAGUCAGUGGAAAGCCCUGGGAGCAGGCUGCUCAACAGACCAUGGGCCCCCUUGCCACCCAGGUGUCUGGUUAUAAUUAUUACUUGAGAACCUGCUGCAAGGCUUUCAAGCACUUAUCACAGACUGAGAAGGAAUCUGGGAUUGACUCUUUUGGAAAGCCCAUAAAGUUUCCAGAUGUGAAUCAAUUCUUGCUGGUAGCUGAGAAGGGGCAAGUCAAGAAGGGCUUCCACACUUUGCCUCAAGGGUGUCACAAGCAAUUUGAGAAGAUUGCUGAAAAGUUUUUUGGGGCCAGGGAAAAGUAUAAGGAGGUCACAGGGACAGAAGUCACUCCCAAGGUUUUCCUUCAAAUCAUCCAAAGUGGAUGGAACAAGAGCACCAGG